UUAAAAUUUGACGGUUACUUUGACUUGACUGUUGAGGAAAGAUUCAAACACCGUUUGUUUUGAAACGGAGUUAUUAUUAAAUUUAAUUUAAUUUAAUACCUUGUGACUUCUGAUUCAUGUGACGCGAAGGAACCGUUGGAACUGUAAUUGUUUCAAUUGUGGGCAGUAGUGGUGUGGUCCAGUGACAGGCGUGUUUUUGUUCAAUGAGAUAAGUUGUGUGGUGAUUUUUUAAACAUGGUCAAAAUAGAGAGAGCCCCUGGUCUGGGCGGCGUGAAGUCUUCAGCUCUUGCACCAUCGAAGAGUGGAUCAACACAGAACAUGGCUGCAAAUAUAAAGGUUGUUGUGAGAGUUCGGCCUCUAAACCAAAGGGAACUAGACAUGAACACCCGCGUCGUGGUGGAUGUAGUUGACGAAAAGAUGUUAGUGUUCGAUCCCAAGGAAGAGAUGAGGCCGUUCUUCUACCAAGGAGUCCAGCAACCUAAUAAGAACUUUUUAAAGCGCGCAAACAAGGAGUUAAAGUUUGUAUUUGAUAAUGUAUGUGGCCAGAAUGCAACUAACAAUGAUGUGUUUGAGACUACUACUAAGGACAUUCUGUCUUCUCUGAUGGAGGGAUAUAAUUGUUCUGUGUUUGUGUAUGGAGCUACUGGUGCAGGCAAGACCUUUACUAUGAUUGGUAACACUGAGAAUCCUGGCAUUACCUAUUUGACCAUGGAACAUUUAUUUUACACAAUUAAUUCUUAUGAAAAGGAGAGAGAGUUUGAUAUUGGAGUUUCUUAUAUUGAGGUAUACAAUGAAAAUGUAUACGACUUAUUAAAACCUUCAAGCACACCACUGCAACUGCGGGAGGACUCGAAGUAUGGUGUCAUGGUGGCUGGAUUGACGCUGAACAGCAUCAAGACUGCACAGGAACUCCUCAAUAUGCUGGAGAAUGGCAACAAGAACAGGACACAACAUCCAACGGAUGCUAACGCUGAGAGCUCCAGGAGUCAUGCAGUUUUUCAAGUAUAUGUAAAAAUGCGUUACAAGACAAGUAGUCAGCUGCGCAUUGUAAAGCUGUCUAUGAUCGACCUGGCGGGAAGUGAGCGCGCGUCUGCUACCGGCUGCGUUGGCGACCGGUUCAAGGAGGGCGCCAACAUUAACAGGAGCUUGCUAUCAUUGGGCAACUGUAUCAACAAGCUGGCAGAUGGCAGCAAUUAUAUACCUUACAGAGACUCAAAACUGACAAGACUCCUGAAGGACAGUCUCGGCGGUAACUGCAAGACUGUCAUGAUCGCCAAUGUUUCCCCUGCAAGCACCAGUUACGAGGACACUUACAACACACUCAAGUAUGCAGCCAGAGCCAACAAGAUCCAGCUCAGUAUAAAGAAGAAUAUUGUGGAAGGAGAUGUCAGGUUGUCACAGUAUGUGAAGAUUAACCAAGAAUUGAUGAAGAAAGUCAAGGAAUUGGAGGCGAAAUUGUCGCUAUCUAGUCUUAAGGUCGUGUCUCGGGAGCCGGACAUGGCUAAGGAGAAAGCAAAACAAGAAUGGCGUAAGCGCAUCUCUGCAGAGGAGGAAGUGUACAGUGUCCUGGAGUCCAAGCUGCUGAGCCUGAUGUCCCGGCAGCGCGUGCUGGCGCUGCGCCAGCGGCUGCGGACGCGCGCCUUCACACAUGUCGCAGACCUCGCGCACAGGUCCUCGACUGAAGCUAUGGAGCAGAUGUGUAACGAAGAAAUUCCACGUCAAGAACGCGCAGCGGAAAAUUACAUGAAACAAUCCGUAAACUUAGACUCUAAAGUACUAACUGCUUGGACGAAAUGGGAUGAAUGCAAGAAGAAACUCCACGUUAUAUGUCAACAAGCACUUUCAGACUGCCCAGAACUCAAUGAUUUCGUUGAUAAAGUGCACUUGAACAGUGAAUUACGACAGAUCAGAGCUAGAGAUAAUUUAAGGCAGAAAUUAUUAUCUAUAGAGAAUGAUGAGAUCGAAGCCUUCACGGAAUACAUGAGCGACAUGCCCAGUAUGUUGAAGAAAUUGUAUCUGACGCUGAAAGGCUAUGACAAAGCCCCGCCAGCAUUGACAGCGGAAUAUUUAGAAAUAAUGAAGAAAGCUAAGUCAGCUAAGGGCAUCACGUGGUCAGACGAUGGGAACGAGGGCGAUGCUCACUUCAAGUUCGUUUCGACAUUAGAUAUCAAGAAACCAUCAACCACACUAGAAUAUGGUUUCUCUAAAAAGGAUGACGUUAACGCAACCGUCGAUAUCAUUACCGAUAGUGAUGAUCUUACUGACUUAGAGAAUAAAGAGCCCAUCAAGUUAUCAGCCAAGAAGCGCAAAGGAACACCUAUUAAACUGCUUAAUAACGAAACUAUAAUUAUAAACGAUUCCUUCGAGAGUAUGGAUACGACGAGAAACUUGAAUUCUGCCAAGAAGAUCAAGAGGGAAUAUGACUUCGCCGCGGACGUUGAAAACUAUGGUGUUAUUGAUCCUAAAGAUCUGAAUUCGACAUUUGUGAUGACUGGAAAGGUGGAAUCUAUGAAGAAACCAUUUAAAACUGAAUUCAAGAUGGAAUUAAAUCCAGUGAAGAAGGGACUGACGGAUAGAACAAAUACUAUGCCAAGGACUAUCAAUUUUGGUGACAAAGCUAAAGUAGUGAAGCCAGUGAUCGGUAAGGCGUUACCGUUCAGACGUCCACCGCCCCAACAGAACCCGCCACAGAGAAACUUUGGUUUCGGCUCCAGUGUACCGCGAGACGCGCAAGCGCAGAGGAAUGUGCAAGACUCGAUGGCUCGGGGCAAGACGAAUGUAACUCAAAAAUCAGUCGGUUGUAAAGCAGUGCGGGCCAGGGACAGGUUCCAGUCACAUCCUUACUCCAGGCCGCCGCCCAUCUCCAGGAAAUAACGACGAAGACAAGACGACUGUACAAAUAGGCUACGUAAUAGAGGUUUGUAUGACCUAAUUAUGAAUGUUAAUCUUAAUAUUAAGUUGAUUUAAGAUUGUAGACUGAUUGCAAUAACAAUAAUCUGUCACAUAUUUACUGAACUUAAACCAAUUUAAGUUCUUUCCACAAAUACUUUAAUUAAAACAUAAAAUGUUAAUGUUAGUACAAAUAGAGAAUGCUCGUCUAGAAUAUUCGAGACUAAGUCACAAAUUAACUAGGUAACUAAUUAACUUGUCAUAAAAAUGCCUCUAAGCUUCAAAAUUUCAAAUAUACAUUUUGUUCAGUCAAUACCUAUAGAAAUAAUUACACAAGUCGAAGUUUGUUGUUUAAUGUUUACUAUAGUUUAUACAUAAAACAGUUUCACAGACUGCUAGACUGGUAGAUAUCAGAAAUUCAAAUAGUAUUAGUGAAAAUAAUACGAUUCUGAUUUUCAAUAUGUACUCAGACUAGAUCGUGUCUACAUUCGCGAAGUUUGGACUAAAAUUUAAUCUAAAUCGAAACUUCGGUAUUGGUACGUCAGAAUUAUUGAGUGUGUCGCUUUGAUUGGUCGCUCGUGUUAAACGCUAUUUUGUCCACUUGGGAUUGCUAACACUUUGUGGGAAAAUUGACCAGAUAUUUCAACACUAACUAGAAAUUCGUUUAUAACGAUGACUUUGUUUGUCAUACUCCAGUAAAUGUACCUGAUACUCACCAUAAAUCAUAUUAUUCAAAUGUUACAAUUUAAAUUAAAAUAACAUACGAUAUUUAUAUGGGCUUCCAUGUGUAUGCUAAUUUUAUACAUAAAAUAUAGCGAUACACGUUGCACGCGUUGCUUCCAAAUAAAUAAACAUGUGUUGUUUUAUCUACACAUUUAGAUUUUCACUCGUAAAGAAUUUUCUUUUAGCAAAAUUGAAUAAAAUGUUUCGAAUAAAAAACGAUUGAUUUGGUUACGGCCGAUCGUAUAAAAUAAAUUAUUUAUUUAGUAUAUCUAUGCGACUUAACUUCGACUUAGGCUUCGGAAAAGAAUUACUUUUGUACCGAAGUAUUCUUUUGUUUUCUCAACGUCGACAUCAUAUUUCUUAUCUCAUUUGUAGAACCUAUAUAGUUUUAACAUAGUUUUAAAAUGCUGCUUUAAAUAAUUUGUAUUUUGUAUUAAAAAUAAUUAUGUUUUUGUAAAUGUAUUGAUGUUUCAUUCAACAUUGUAUUUAUUUUGUUUUAAUGGUAUAGAUUUUUACUUUUAUAAUAGCUUAUUGUAGUCUGGCAUUGUGUAGAUCUGUAGUAAUUUAACCAUUAUGAAAUGUUAAAAUAAGUUAUCGAUAUUUCCUAUCGAUUAAGCUGAGACUUAAUUGAUAUGAUAUAUGAAAGAUUUUGUGAAAUAAUAUAGUAUUUUGUCACUAUCUUUUUGUCUUAGAGUUUCCAGAAAUUCAAAAAUUUUUUUUUUAUGGUUAUGGACUUUUAUAGGCAUUGGAAAUAUUUUAAAAUGACGUCACUACAGAAAACGAUUCUUGCCCAUACUGAUUUUGAUUUAAUUUUCAUACACAUUUGUGCUAACUAGGAAUAAUUUUGAUACUUUACCGAAUUGUUUUUCUACAUUUACUAUAUCUUUGUAAAUUACGAAUUUUCUUACUAGAAUGUCUGGUAUAUAGUGUGUAGACACCUAUAGUAAUGAUAUAAUUGUAACUAAUGCUUAGAUUUUUAAUAUAUCGUGUACAAUUAUUACUAAUGACUGAAUUAUUUUUAGGCUUAUUGUUUUUAUGAUUUAAUAUUGAAUAUGUGGAGGUUUAAUUAAACAAUUUGAAUUGAUUUAUGUUUUCUUUUGAAAGUAGAAUUGAUUGUUCUCUGUGUACCUAUAGACUAG
Molecule: messenger RNA, 4751 nt
Organism: Spodoptera litura
Lineage: Eukaryota; Metazoa; Arthropoda; Insecta; Lepidoptera; Noctuidae
Product: kinesin-like protein KIF18A
Biological process (GO): microtubule-based movement
Molecular function (GO): microtubule motor activity; microtubule binding; ATP binding
Source: RefSeq, a predicted model, not a curated record